This is a messenger RNA of Anastrepha ludens (Mexican fruit fly), 5241 nucleotides long. RefSeq lists its product as uncharacterized. Bases 1161 to 3008 code for a protein of 615 amino acids. Gene Ontology annotation, molecular function: DNA binding. The transcript has 3 exons. Lineage: Eukaryota; Metazoa; Arthropoda; Insecta; Diptera; Tephritidae. The record is from RefSeq and is a predicted model, not a curated record.
AAAUGCUCUCACAAUACACUGCGUAUUUUUAAAGGCAUUGCCAGUGUGCUGUGAGAAACGUUCGCUCUCAUCAACCUGCUUUCAUCGGCUAAAGCGCGCGGUUGUCGUCAAUUUAAAGUUGCUGCUGUUGUUAUUGUUCUUGCUCGCAAAGCACGUUUUCGUUGUGCCCGUGAUCCGAGUCUGCCCAAACGGUUGACUAGCUGACUGGUUGACGGUUGGGAAAACAUGGCUACGAAGCACCGUUGGAGAGCCUCCGAUUCUUUACACGACGCCGUAUUCGUGAUUAUGUCUCUCAUUUCUACAUGUUGUUUAGUAUUAUUUCGCGGGCGUUCAUAUCGGUGCGGUAGGGAAGUGAGUUGGCGUGUGUGAUAUACUACUGAACUGAAUUUAGUACUGCUUUGUAGCUUUCAUUGUGUUGAUAUUAAAUAAGUGUUGGCGGCAGAUAAUUUUUUAGAAAUUUUCUAAUCUACAACAAAAUUUAAUUCUGUUAUUUUAUCCAUUGUCGACAGAAUAUAAAAAAAAAAAAAACAAAUAGAAGAAUACAAACUUUUGCGCCAACGAAAGCACAAUUUACGUACAUCAUUAUAGUUAUAGCAGUUGCAAACAAAAACAAUGUAAAGAAGUCAGUUGCAGCAGCACCAGUUGCUUUCGUUUCAUGGUUUUGCUUUUUGUAUUUUUUGUUUUGUUUUGCUUUUCAAAUUACUUUGCGUGAAUCAUUCGCAACCAAUCACCUGACCGUCAAGCGGCCAAAAUAGCCCCAACAAAUGAACAACAACAAAUCGACAGUGUUAUUGUGAGUGAAGCAACUCUCGUAUUCACAAAACCGCGGCAGUCAAUAACAGCGAAGGUAAUAUAGAAAAACCGGUUAACGGCGAGCCCGCACAAUGCGCUUGCUCACGCGGUUUGUUUUUGUUAAGGCAUACGCGUUUUUCGAACACCACUACGAAAAACUGGUUACGUCUUGGGCUAACAAAUAGUGGACCGGUUCGGCGAGUUCCUGGUGGCUGGUUUUAGCUCUAACAACUGCGUUGUUGAGUGUUCUGGUUUCAUUUACAUACACACAUACAUAUAUGCAUACACCAUAUCGGGGAACGUUUGAACGGUUUGUUUUACGCUAAAACAGGCUUUGGCAUUUAUCAUUACAGUUUCAGCCGUCGAACAUGGCUAAGACACUGAAAGAUACAGCUUCGUUUAAGGAUAAAUUAAUACCGGAGAUUGGCAGGAAAAAGAGUGGCAAGGAUUACAUUAACAUCGAUCAAACUGUACUGGAGCCGAGUCCGCAACGUAUUCGCAAUAUUUUGACGCUGGAGGAGCGUGUUGCCGCCAUAGAGGCUUACGAUUGUCGCCCGAUGUACACGAAGGUUGCGAAAAUGUUCAACUGCAGCUGGGAACAGAUCAAAAAUAUAAUUGCUAAUCGCGAUGCUAUUAUGGAAUUUUACAUGGCUACCAGAAGUGCGGAAACGCAAAAUGAUCCCAAUCGGCUAGAGGUGCGCUCGCGCAAAAUACGCUUUUUGGGCGAAUGUCUGUACGAGUACAUACAACGUGCACAGUUCCACACCAAGGCAAAUGUGACGGAGGAGCUGCUGCGGAUGAAGGCGAUUGAGUUUCGUGAUAUCAUACAAAUCGAUAAUUUCAUGCCCAAUAAGGCUUGGAUCAAUCACUUCAAAGCCACAUACAAUUUUUCGUUGUCGAAUCGUCAAAUUACGAUCACACGACGACCGCCUACCUCACUCGAUCUAAAGGACAUUAUGACAUAUUGCACGAAAAACAAAGCGAAAACAGAGACGGCGAAUCAGGUUUCGCCGGUGGAAGAGAGCAGAGAAUCCGAUCUGUACCGCACGACCACACGCAUUGCCAUUUCCGGCGAAAAUGAGGCAGCGUUGCAGGAGAUGAAGCAGCGCCGCUUGCGUAAAAUCAGCUUUCUAACGAAAGCGCUGUUCGAGUAUUGGCAACGCGCCAGACAUCAUCACAAAAUGCGCAUGAACGAGAACUCUUUGCGAAAAGUGUCGUUCGAGCUGAAGGAGAUGUUGAAGAUCGAUAAUUUCUAUCCCGAUAAGGAGUGGUUAAAUCACUAUAUCACAGUUACAUAUCCCGCAAUGUGCAAAGAGUCACACGAUUCGCGACCGCCGCCACUCUCGCUGGACCUAAAGGACAUACUUAGCUACUGCAGCAGACAGGAGAACAAGAAGCAAGCGCCCAGCACCAUAACGCUAGCGCCGAAAGAGACGUCCAAGCAGUGGGCAGGAGAUGCAACGCUUAAUACCACAACUACAACUGCACCACUGGUGCAAAUACACACCUUCAACUUGCGACGAAGUGAUGAGUCAACUACGCCGCGCACUCAAAUACUAAUUCCAAGCCCCAAGCAACCGCCGUCUACCUUAGUGGCCAAAAUUAAAGAAGAAAUUGUGGAAUUAGAUGAAGAUGACGAAGAGGAUCAAGAUGUGAAACCGAGUUUAAAUGAAUUGCUGCCAACUCCCGCUUCGCCUGCUGUGCCAGCUGUCAAAUCGCAAUCGAAAGUUCCAUUAACAACUGUAGCUGUGGCGGCAGGGCAAGAGGCACAACGUGAAACUAACAUCACUGACAGUGGAUCCCAAAUACCAGCAUUAAGGGUAGUGAGUUUAAGUGAAUUAGUACCACCACUAGCACCGCUACCAGCUGCAACGCUGGCCACUGCAAGUGAUUCACAAACAAAAACAGCAAAUCCUAGUAAAAAACGCCAACACAGCGACAAACCAAUCAACACCCAUCAACCUUUGAAGAUACAAAAGAUCGAAUCGAUUGGUGUGCAUGUUGAGCAAACAGUGCACAGCCCUGGCCAUUGGUCGGAGCAUAGUGAUCGAGAGGAGGAGGAACUGCCAAGGCAUGUGACUAAUUAUAAGGAUGCUCUAAAAUUGUUGAAGCCUUUAGAGGAAUUCGCAAUGCUGGAGGAGAACUAUCGUGUGAUCGGACUAAUAUCACAGCUCGAAAAGAUAUUCAAGCAACCGCCGCAGAAAGAGGAUAACUGAAAUUUUAUUCAAAUAUGCCUAAGAAAAAUUUGUAUGAUUCCUAUGAAAGUAGCCUUAAGGCAGCGUUAACUUGUUUUAAAGUUAGUGCAUGCAACAACAACAACAAUUUCACGCACAUGCUUGAGUUUGUUAAUACUACUAAAAGCACACAUAUAUAUAUAUAUAUAUAAGUAUAUGCAUACAAGUUACGUAUAUGUAUGUGCGUAUGUAAGUCUGGAUGCGUGUACACACAUACAUAUGCACAUAUGGCUGUUAUCGAUUAAUGUGUUCUCACUUUAUAUUUGAAUUUAAUUUGCAUAAGUAUAUAAAACUUUGUACAUAACAUCUACCCACACAUAUUAAUACCUAUGUGCCUUCUUUAUUGCUUUUAUGUUGUUGUAUAUACGCACAUACAUACUUAUAAAUAUAAUAUUAUAUUAGAGUUUUGCGGAAAAAAUGUGUAGUGGAAUUCAUUAGGGUUGUAAUUUUUUUAUAAAUUCUUCAUAGUUUAUAUUUUUAUUUUUAUUAAUUUUAGUUCUAGUUAAUAUUUCAUUAUAAAAUAUUUGAAAAAAAGUUUUACUUAAUUUCUUAAUAGUUAUGUAUGUAUUAUUGUGUGAGCAAAUCUCAAAAAUGCAGUAAUUUGAAGGAAUGGAACAACUUUCCCAUGUAAGGGCCCUCGUCAAUGAUCGCUCGCACUUGUUGAAUGAAUUCUGCAGAUCGAACAGCGUCAGAAGGUUUCUCGUGAUUUUGCGUCUUGCAACAGAUUCUGCAUCGCCACCUGACUCUUCCAAUUCACGGCGAACCUUAUGAACGAAAGAAAGGCUGCAGCUAAGAAAAUUAGAGAAUUCUAAAUCGGUGUGAUUUGUAAAUAUAGCGACGAAAACUUGAUGUCUAUUCAGUUUUGUUUAAGUUUUAGUAGUAAAAAAAAUCAUGGUUUCGACAAAUUAUAGCCAAAUACAAAGUGGAGACCAAAAGAAAAUAGACUGGCGUCAUACAAAUGUUUUUGCCGGCGCCAUCUUUUUAAUGAGUUGGUGAGUUGAAGUUACAUCCCCAGCUGACUUCCAGUGAAAGCUUGGUGACAUUCGGUUCAGUGGAAGCGAAGUUAUUGCGUCCAAAGUGUCAGUAUGUUUGUGUCAUCGGUAAAAAAAAUGAGUUUCGAUCAAAGAGCUAAUAUCAAAUUUUGUCUUAAAAUCGAUAAAACGUUUACCGAAAUACAUAUUUGCAUUGAUGAAAAAAGUUUAUGGCGAUGAUUGUCUAUCUCGUGCCAGAGUUCAUGAGUCUUUUACACAUUUCAGAGAUAGUUGUAAGGACAUAAACGACAAUGAACAUACCAAAAUCGCCCAAAAUCAGUAAUCAUCGAAAAACUCCAUCGUAAUUGUUCGUAAAUUUCUCAAAAAUGAACCGAAAUAAUCGUUGAAAUCCAUGGGAUCGGAGUUGAAUAUCUUCAAAACAUCGACUGAUCGCAUUUUAGCAGAUCAUUUGGGCUUACAAAAGGUCUGUGCACGUUUCAUUUCGCACAACACAACUGAAGACCAAAAAUUGCUCCGAACUCAUCAUUCGAAAGAACUCAUUAAAGAGGCGAGAACAUACGAGAAAACAUUGUAACGGGUCAUGAAACGUGGUGUGGCCAACAUGAACCUGAAACUAAGCGUGAAAGUGCCGAAUGGAAGGUCCCAGAUGAGCCACUACCCCAAAAAUCGCGUUUGGAGAAGUCAAAAAUCAAGUCGAUGCUCAUUUGUUUUUACGAUUCCAAGUGAAUUGUUCACAAGGAGUUCGUGCCAAUGGGCUAAACCGUCAAUGCAAUUUUUUAUCUUGACGUUUUGAAGCGUUUGUUGCAUCGCAUUCGUAGAAUUCGCCUUGAAUACCGCGAAGGAGGAAUCUGGCGCUUAUUGCAUGAGAAUGCACCAGCUCAUCGAUUAACUCUGGUGACUGAUUUUUUGACUAGAAAUCGCAUUUUAAACAUUAAUCACUCACCGUAUUCGCCUGAUAUGGUUUCCUGUCAAUUCUACGUAUUCGGAAAAUUGCAUUUGGCCAUUAAAAGAAAACGUUUUGCGUCCGUAAAGGCCAUCCAAAAGUCUUGUACCAACAUCCUGAAGCACAUUCCGGUCAAUGACUUGAAGCAUUCUUUCGAAAAACUUUUAGAUCGCGCAAAACAUCGUACGGAGCCCGGAGGGGACUAUUUUGAAUAAAUAGACUUGAAGUUAUGAGAUUAAAGUUCCUGUCGUUUCAAUUUUAGCUCAGUCUUGUUUAUUUU